UAAAUUGGUCUGAAUAUAUAACAAUAUCUAUGGUAAUUGCUAAACACUAAAACUUGGUAAGGUGUUGCUUUAAAAAAAAAAGCCAUAUGUGGACACCAUUUAAGUUCUUCCGUCUCUAAAAUGGAGAUGUUCAUGAACAGCUCGACAGCACAUUGCGUCCUGUGAGUCGAUUUCCUCUUCAGUCCCCACAAUGCCACUGUCCCGUUGAAAUAUAGAAAUUAAGUGGAUGUCAUGCUCUCUGUUCAAGUAGGGGAUGCUACAUCUGCAGGAGUUGGUCGGUCAGUCACUCUGUAUUUUCACCUUCCCCCUCUGCCACCCACUUUGUCAUUGGCCAUAAACAUCAACUCUCGUCUCCGCCGACGGCUGUCGUACCACAAAAGCGUCACUAGAUGUCAGCAUAGUGUAAAAAAAUAAAUCUAUUCUUCCAAGAGCUUCCACGGUUACUUUUUUAACCACUAGAACUGGUGAGCUGGUUUAAUAUUCUGUGAGGGAGAUUGUCGUAUGAAAUUGUUUGUUUACUUCAAUGUAUUAAUUUACUCGUCUCUGGAGAUUUACUUUAGGUAUGAUAGGUGUGAACGGACAGUGUAGGGGGACACGGGCGAUUUGAAACUUUGACCAAUUUUGUCCCCUGCACUUGACCAUCGUCAUCCCAGCCUCAUCCACUAUCUUCACAUUCUCCCCCCUUUUCUUUCUCCUCUCUCCAUCCUUCUGUUUUUUUUAUAUAUGUCCACUGAAGAAGUGCAAAAUAACUGGUUUAACGUUUGCCAAAUGUUUUUCGAUAUUUGCAGAUUUGUGCUACUGUUUCCAACCUUUCUUCAACAAAAAGGGCUUUCCAACUCCUUCCGAAUUAGAAGAGCAUGGUGGUUUUAAAAAAAACAAACAAAAAAAAAAUAAAUAACCCUUCUGCCCAACCUCUCUUCUUGGGGGUCUGUAGUGGCCGAGGUGGGGGGGGGGGCAGCUGAGGGCUUGUGUGGCCCCAAGCGAAGCCCCACAUUGCACGGGAACGGCAGAGAGCGUAAAUAACCAUAGGGGACUUCGAGAACACUGGGUAUCCUCUCUGUCCUGUAGUCGAGGGCCAGCUCCUUUAAGGUGUGUGAGGGAGCCUGUGCUGGAUAUGCUACUGUACCCCUUCCUCUCUCUACCCCCAUCCUACCCUCAGCCUAUUUCUAACCCCCCCCCCCCCCCCAAAAAAAAAAAAACAAAAAAAAAAAAACGAACCACCACCCUCGGACGUUGCCACCCCUAAACAGACAGUAGUUCAUUCAUCACACUGUCUCUUUGCCAUUAACACGGACUCUUGGACUGAAGGUUGCUAUCAGUUCAUCAAAUCUCUUCAUUUUUUUUCAUUUCUUUAAUUUAAUUUUAUUUUUACCGAUUAUUGAUUUUCCAUUUAAGUCUUAAAUUUUUUUUUUUUUUUUUUUUUAGUCUGAGGAAAAACAUAUGGGUUUAUUGUGGUACCAGCCUUAGGGUUUAGUUAUGAAGGCCUUCAUAACAAGUAGGUUAGGAAACGGGAAUUAUGGGUAGUCGUGUAUGUGCUGAAGGAAAGUGUUUGUUAUUGAUUGCACUGACUUGUAUGAAUGUAGUUUCUAUGUUUUUUAAACCAUUUAUAUUUAUUUAUUUUAUUUAUUUUGCAUUUCAAUUUGAUUUGAGGAUUAUAAACUGUUACAAAAGCACUUUAAUGAUUGCCAAUUCAUAGACUGCUGUACAUCUUGUAUUGUAUUUUAUUUACAAUCGUAUUCUAUAGAAAAUAUAUUAUAUACAGUAAAUAUAAAUAUAUAAAAAUAUAUAAAUAUAAAGCCUUUAUUGUCCAUCUUAUAUUUUGUGGGGAACUGCAAUGUUUGACUAAAUUUGUUGAAUAUUUGGAAGUGAACCUGUGACUUGAUUUGUAUGGUGUCUGUAUAAAAAACGAAAAUAAAAAAAAAUAAUAAUAAACUGUUAAAAAUUACAUACCGGAGUGGGCUCACUUUAACUCCUGUCUACCUCCCCAUCGAAGAGUGGGCAUCUCCUCAUCAUGGUGCGAAUGAGACCAUCACUGUCCUCCUGAGCGGAGUGUGUGUGCACGUGCGUGUGUGCGUGUCGCCUGCCAGUGAGAACCAAAGAUCUUCUCCCCCUUUUUUUUUUGUCUAUAAUCCGCAGCCUGAAGCACGGCAGACGACUCAUAUUUUGUUCGACUCCUGUUUCCCCCCUCCAGCUCUUACAGGUACCGUCUGAGGAUGAACAACAACUCAAAUGUUUUUUGUUUUUAUUUUGUAAGGUAUCUUGUUAAUGAUUCCAGUGUUUGGAUGCUGUUUUGUUUUUCGUUUGUUUUCUUUUUAUCGUGUUAUUGUUUUCAUUGGAAGUUCGUCUGUUAACCUGUGGCUGCUAAGGUAUUUUAAUGGCCAAUGAGGAAUGCCGUUGUGAAACUUGUGCGCACUGUCUCUAACGCUUGAUUUCCUUUUGAUUAACUGACACCUCUCUUACUCCCCUCUCGACUUCGGUGUGGACUUGUCUGUGUAUCUAUGCAAAGGGGCUCUGCUAAGUACCCUUGGUGUGCCUCUGUGGUGGACUGUCCCACUCGUGAAGGGCGGGGGGGGGGUGUGGGCCGCAGUGGCCUCAGGUCUGAGUCAUGACUCUUUGGGGUAGUUUUUGUCGUAUGUGUUCAGUGUUCGUUUCUUGUAAUAAUUUGAAACUUUUUUUUUGACUGCACGUCAGUGUAAUGUUGGUUGUUUUGCCGUUUUGCUUGUUAAUUCAUCUUUCGCUUUUUUGUUUCAUGUUGUUGUUUUGCAAUGUCCCUUGUUAUUUUUUUUUGUCCCUUCCAACAAAACACCCUACAGUCCCCCUUACUUCAAACCAAUGUACACAUACACACAAACACACAGCACACACACACACACCACGUGCCCCCCCUCCCCUCCCUGCCCCACCCCAAACCCCAUUGAGCGCCCCCUGUAGUUUGUUCUGGUGACUGAUGGACUCUCUUGUUUCCUUGCAGUCGCGGAAAGCCAGCGAACAGGCAAAGAGCGUUGACUGUAAAACUGACAGCAUAGGCAGUGGGAGAGCGAUACCGAUAAAGCAGGGAAUCCUGCUGAAACGGAGCGGCAAGUCGCUCAACAAGGAGUGGAAGAAGAAGUAUGUCACUCUGUGCGACAACGGCCUGCUGACGUACCACCCGAGCCUGCACGACUACAUGCAGAACGUACACGGCAAGGAGAUCGACCUACUGAGAACCACGGUCAAAGUUCCCGGGAAGAGACCCCCCCGGGCGGUGGCCACAGUCGCCCCGACCGCCAGCCCGAAGACCAAUGGGCUGAGCAAGGACCGCAGCACCCUGCAGCUGGGCACGAGCACGACAGGUGCCCCCCACUCAAAUAGCAGCACCUCCCUGCAGUCGGACCGUUCCACCAGCGGCAUGAACCUGGUCGGCUUUGGCAGCAAGCCAGACGGUCUGCACCAGCGCUCCUUCUCCGUGUCCAGCGCCGACCAGUGGAGCGAGGCAGCCGGCAGCACCGGAGCCACUAACGGCCCCGGCGACUCCUUGAGCACCAGUCCGAACGUGUCCAGCGCCACCAGUCCCAAACUGGAGCCGCCGCCAUCGCCGCACGCCAACCGCAAGAAACACCGGCGGAAAAAGAGCACAGGGAUCACCAAACCCGACGGCCCAUCUGCAGGCAAUGAAGGUGGGGUGGCGCGGUGAUAGCUGGGAGGCUCGCUUGGCCUUCCACAGCCGCCGUGUCGACCUCAGUGGCGAAAUGUAGGAUUUAAGAUGUAAGCGCGUAUCAAGGUUUAUUGUCACGUGUUGCUACAGGGGAGGAGACAGGUGCGCUGAGGGACAAUAGCACCAAAACCAGUGCAAAACACACAAGGUUUAGAACCCGCUGUUUAUUGAUGGGAACUCGCCCAGUUCAGAGGCUUCAUGGACACCUCGAGAUCAGUUACCUUUAAGAGAUUUUUAUUUGGGAUUGGGAUUCAAGCUCAGUACAAGUGCACAUGGUAGGGAGGAGAUUCUUGGGAUACAAGUACAGUGUUAGAAUCACUGAAUUGCAGUUUAAAAUGCAGUUGCAGGUAGUUGAGAAGCAGUGGUGAGACUUUAUCGAUGUCCUGGUAUAACCCGGCGCUGACAGUGGGUCUGUGCAGUGUUCAGAUGUGAGACCUGUCCGUUGUCAGGCUUGUUUAUUAUAAAAAUACCCAAGGGAUCAGCGAGGGCCUCCGCAUCCCGCCAUCCCGCCACGUCCGUUUGGAGCUUCAUCAUCUCCCGCCUCGCCUCCGCCCCACCCGCCUCAUCAGCCCGUUGGCUGAGACGACACCCCCGGGCUGCCCGGCCAGCCUACCAUCCAUCAAAGAAGG
Messenger RNA from Brienomyrus brachyistius, 4323 nucleotides. RefSeq names its product arf-GAP with GTPase, ANK repeat and PH domain-containing protein 1-like. The record is from RefSeq and is a predicted model, not a curated record. Bases 2948 to 3673 code for a protein of 241 amino acids. NCBI's taxonomy places the organism in Eukaryota, Metazoa, Chordata, Actinopteri, Osteoglossiformes, Mormyridae. The transcript has 5 exons. Gene Ontology annotation, cellular component: nucleus.